Messenger RNA from Harpegnathos saltator (Jerdon's jumping ant), 4304 nucleotides. RefSeq names its product limbic system-associated membrane protein. Gene Ontology annotation, biological process: synapse organization. NCBI's taxonomy places the organism in Eukaryota, Metazoa, Arthropoda, Insecta, Hymenoptera, Formicidae. The record is from RefSeq and is a predicted model, not a curated record. The transcript has 6 exons. The coding region runs from base 385 to 1245 and encodes 286 amino acids. Gene Ontology annotation, cellular component: neuron projection membrane.
AUCGCGAGGCUCGCGGUGUUCUCACGAACGGCCGCGACGGAGACACGCAUCGGAAGUGACUGCACCGUACGUGUGUCAUCGCCACUGCGGCGAACGACGCGUAAAAGUGCGCCAGGAAGUAACUUCGAGCCAGGGGAAAUAUCCUCUCUUCCGGAUCUACCGUGCCGGCGAGGGAGACUCUCACCGGGGAUCCCACUUGGAUUGGAGAGGAUUGAGCUGCAUUUCUGCAGCGAUCCGGAUGCGUUUCUGCAGUACGCGCGCCGCAGACGCGAGAACGCUACCUCGUCCAGCGAGUUCGUACGCGGUGACCGAGCUAGUGUAGUGCCGAGAUAUUUCGAAAAAGAUGCGCGUCUGAGAGAAGGACGCGAGCACUUUGCGAUCAUCAUGAGGAUACUUUGGUUCCUGGUGGGCAUUUUACUGGAGAUACACUUGUACUUCACAGUGAGCCAGGCUAAGCAUCAGCAGAAUUCAAGUGCCAAUAAUGUAAUCGUCCCAUUGAAUGUCCCGGAGGGUAAAAAUGAAGAUGUUCUUGAAGGACCAAUUGGAGAGGUGCUUGCUCAAAGUGGUAGCGUGGCAAUUCUGCCGUGCAAAAUUACCGAUCCUGGAGCUGGAACCAUCACGUGGGUGAGGCGAAGAGACAGACAACUGUUGACAGUCGGCACCAGCACGCACUCGAUCGACAAGAGAUUUGUCGUCAGGCACUCCAGCACCGAUUGGGCACUUAUGAUACGUACCGUAACGGUAGACGAUGCCGGCAUAUACGAAUGUCAGGUGACGUCGCAUCCGGUGCAACGAAACUUUGCCCGUUUGAAAAUCACGGAGGCGUACUCGAUAAUACCAGGUGCGCCUGAUCUACAUGUGAAGCAAGGCUCGAGCCUCCGUUUGGAAUGCCAGCUGAUGGCGGCUACGGAAAAGCCUCUUUACGUCUUCUGGUAUCGUCAGGGCCGCAUGAUAAAUUACGACGAGGAGCCUGGCGUCGACGUCAAGCUAACGACGAGCGGCUCCAUCUUGACGGUGAACAAAACGAAGCUUACGCACGACGGUAACUACACGUGCGUACCUAGCAACGCCAAGGCGGCUUCCGUCAUGGUUCAUGUCAUCGAAGAGGAGGAGAAGCCGGCGGCGAUGCACGGCGGCGACAGAAGGAACCUCAGCCCGGCAAUUUUGGCGAGCAACUUCCUGGUAUCCUUCCUAGCGGCCGUCAGCUGGAGGAUACCGAGUUUCACGAGCCUUUACCCGACGUGAAUUACCGCAACGCCGGCGGCAUCCUUCGGCCCGUGUCCCUCCGCGUCAAAACGGAGCCCACUCCCGAGGAAACGAGUUCCCAGGCGUCGUCCUCUGCUGCUGCUGCUGCUGCUGCUGCUGCUGCUGCUGCUGCUGCUGCUGCUUGGCACGACACGAUUCCGCCGUUCGUUCCGCACCGAGAAGAGACUCCAGUGUGCCGGGAACUCCAGUGCGCGUGGUAUCGCGGAUACCGUUUGCGACCUCGGUUUUAUCUUACGUGUGUUUUUCUUGCGUCGUACUAAAUAAACGCGGGUUCAGGUGGCUCAGUGCGGUUCACGCGUUCGGCGUGCCCGUCUGACAGUGUCCUGUGUGGCUCAAGGGUAGAGAAUCGCCAGCGGGUAUCCUCGGGUUUCGGUGCACCUGCGAGGCGCCUCCCACUUCAACCCCUCGCUCCUCUUGUACUACCUAGUAUCUUGGCCCGUGCUCGCGUGAGUGUCACGUAAAUGCGCUUAGCCGGACGAUACUCCGUUUCGGAAUUGAGCUAGCGGUUUACGUAGGAUACGUUUCACUCUUGAAACACUUCCGCGUAAUCUUCGCGUUUGGUCGCGCGCGCGCGCGCGUCGUACGGUUACUAUCGGCGUGUGACGGUUGCGCGAAAUGCGAACGAGAUGAAAAUUUGUCAUGUGUUCACAGGCGUUAAAGUGCAGUUUCUUUCUUGUCGCACCGGUAGAUUUCGCUGUAACAAUGAGUUCGAAGACAACGUUGCCGGACGGGAACUUUAGAAUUCGGAGAAAUUAGCAAAUUCGAUCGUCCGUAAAGAUACAUAUCUGAGGGGGAUGAUACAAAGCGAACGAAAAUCUUACGACGCGGGAACAGUAUCACGCUGCUAUAAAUUUGCCACCGCGUGGGCCCGCCGCGCCGUUUCUAUUGAAUGAAAAGCUGUGCUAUGGUAACGAUAUUUUUCUAACAAUGUUUUUCCUCCGUCGUUCUCCCGUUAUUCCUCACGCUCGAGUGUGACCGUCGCGACCGCCGCGUUAGUUGUGUCGGAUGUAACCAUGUAAGUCGCAGCGAAACGAGAAGAUUAUGAAACCAUGGUACUAAGAUACGUUUCGGUUUUCCAAGAUACGCGUCGGCGGAGAAUUCGCGUAAGCAGCAGGGAAUUCCGGAUUGAUUUGCACAGGAAACUCAGCUUCUCGCGGAAAAGCCGUUUCCUCGAUGGAAGCCUUUCCGAAGCUCGGUAUGCGGCUCUCGUCGAUGUCCUUCAGUGUGUGUGAUCGGCGCGAGCCGGUUUCUUCGUACGUGCAUUCUACAUAUACCUAUAUACAUAUACGUACAUAUAUAUUCGUUAUGUACACAAAAAUACACUAUGUAUAUAUGGUGAGAGCUCGAUUUAUCGUUCUUCCAAUUAAUGCAUGUAUCGUCGAUAUUUUCGAACCCCAAAGUGAUUCGUGUCGCUUAUCGUCUGCCGCACUCAUUGGUGGGAUAUGUUUUUCGCUCGGUUCAGAUGUUCCCUUUGAAAGCGUUCGAUCGAGCUUUCACCGUAUAGGCUAUAUACGAUACGUUAUUAUAUAACGUAGUAGUCGCGCGUGCGCGCGCGCGCGUCCUGGAAAUUCUGUUUGUCGUCCAUCGAGUGUCGCGAUAAAAUUGUAAUGGGCACACACACUUUCCUUUCUCUUUUCUCCUUCUUCUUUUUGCAAUUAGGCAAGGCUUUUGUCACUACGGUACAACGAUAAAAAGAUCCAUUUCCAACGUACUUUAACGACGAGAAAUAAGGAAAAGUUUAAGUGAAAAUCUCGCUUUAACUCCGGUGACUGACGCAACAACAAAAAUAUAUGUAUAUAUUUCGUAUAAAACUUGUUAAUUCUGCGCUUUCCUCGGUGGCGAAAAGUUUGAAUGAAAUUUCUUUUUUCAAGCUGGCUACUUCAACAAGAUCGCGCUUCGGUAAGGCAAGCAGAAUUUUUGCGACAACUUGAUUACGCGAGCCUGAGGUGGAUGAGCGACGUUCUUUCCGCGCUGUAGAAGCCUUACCUCAAUCCCCGUCGACUUUCACAGUGCCAUUGUCAUGGCGCGGGAGUUUCCCCUCCGCGUCUUGAAAUUCUUCGGGUGGGUAUAUAUCGAGACAUUCGCUGUCUACUCACGCUCAGUGUGUGUGUGUGUGUGUGUGUGUGUGUGUGUGUGUGUGUAUGUGUGUACUUAUCUUUAAACAAAAAUUAAAUACAAACAUCUAUACACAUACACGGUCGAAUGAAUGUCCGGUGUAAAUGCAAAGUAGAGGAAACAGCGAACAUCGAUGCAAACGUUUACCGUUUGUUCUUUGCUUCUUCCGCUCAAUAUAUACCCACCCUUUUGUGCAUCCUCAAGAUUGGCGAAUAAUUCAGCCUCGGAUGGCUCGUCACGCGUGAUGUGAGCGGUGAAAUCUUUCGAGAAAGGUACAACACUUCUUCUUCUGCCAUUUCAUGCAGAAUCGAGACUUGUUUGACUAACUACAUACUAACAACAAUGGAGGUUUUUCCUUCUGUACAAAUGCGUGGAAUCAUACAAACGACCUUGCUCAUUGGUGCUAAGUAUGGCUAACGAUGGAGAGCUGUCGUCGCGGCUCCUUUCAUUCAGAAUAACGAGGAUGACGCGAGAAAGUCAGCCAAAAGGUGUGUAAAAGCAGCCCAAAAGUUCGGGAUACUCUCAGACUAUUUAACGACAACCCUUAGGCAUUCGUCUGGGUAUUUAGCGUCAGUUUGUCGAGCGUGAAAUUUCAAUCGUAAAAUCACGGAGGGAGAAAAGCAGUAGGGAGUGACGGACGAAGAAGUGUAAUUCGAAAGAACUCUCGCGUUUCCGCGACGGCUACCGAUGUUUUGUGAAAUGGCGAAAGCUCGGUGCGCUGGUCUCGUGGUUUUUUCGGCGGCGGAAAAUGCGUUGGUUUCACGGUUUCGACCGUAUAUCUCGAAUUUUAUGUACGGCACGCACGACACGUGGCGAUGCGGCCGCGGACACGCGCUCAUCAACGUUAUUUAUCUGGAUACCUGGAAUCAAUGUAAAUAUUAAACAUUCUAACUACGCAUUCAAUAAAACAUUAAUCGUCACUA